AUGACAAAGGAUUCACCCACCCCCUUGGGUGGUGGCCGCGCGUCGCCCAAGAAGCCAGGCAGCCCCGGCCCAGCGGCCGCAGUGCUGGAGGAGCAGAGGCGAGAGCUAGAAAAACUGCGGGCAGAGCUGGAGGGCGAGCGCGCGCGCGGCCGGUCGGAACGGAGGCGUUUCGCUACCCAGACGCGCCAGCUGCGGGAGGCGGCCGAGCAGGAGCGGCAGCAGCUGGCUGACCAUCUGCGCUCCAAGUGGGAGGCACGACGCCUCCGGGAGCUGCGGCAGCUGCAGGAGGAGGUGCAGCGCGAGCGUGAGGCCGAGAUCCGGCAGCUGCUGCGCUGGAAGGAGGCAGAGUUGCGGCAGCUGCAGCAGUUGCUACACCAGGAGCGCGAUGUUGUAUUGCGCCAGGCUCGGGAGCUUCAGCGCCAGCUGGCCCAGGAGCUGGUGAACCGCGGUUACUGCAGCCGCUCGGGGGCAUCCGAAGCCUCCGCGGCGCAAUGCCGCUGCCGCCUGCAGGAAGUGCUGGCCCUGCUGCGCUGGGAGACCGAUGGAGAACAAGCGGCGCGCAUCCGCCACCUGCAGGCGGCGCUAGACGUGGAGCGCCAGCUAUUCCUUAAAUACAUCCUAGAGCACUUCCGCUGGCAGCCGGCUUUACCAGAACCCGCGGAUCCCCAAACCACGCAAUCCUUGGAAGAGCCACCCUUAGAAGCCCAGAGCAAUACUGAUGGCACCCCAAAGCCUGCUCGUCGACUCGGAUCCCUCGAAAGCCUGAACACUGGUGUCCGGGUUCACUCUCCAAACGACCUGCUGCCCACGCGUGCCAGCUCCCUCGAAUCCUUGGCAACAGCACAUUCCUGCUCACUGGACAACACACUGAAUUGCCCCGAGACUUCUGAAUCCGAGGUAAGGGCCCCUUCGACCAGUGCCUCUAUUCCAGACACCUCCAGUCCUCAGCCGCCGCCUCAGCUACCAUCAAAACAUAGGAAACCUAAUGACCUGCAGAAAGAAAGCUCUGAGAACAAGCCCUGCGAAGACUCGACCUCUUCAUCUCCAGGUCUGGACUACCACGAACUGGUGAGGCAGAACUCGGAGCUGGCAGAGGCCUUACAGGUGCUAGUUCGCCGCUGCUGUGACCUACGCGAAGAAAACUUGCAGCUGCGGCGCACAGGCUUCUCUGAGGAGGCCGGAGAGAAAGUGAAAUGGCUUAAGGUGAAGCACGCAGAGCUGACCGAUCUCGCUCAGCGCCUUGAAGAUAGGGCCCGCAAGCUGCAGGAGACCAACCUGAGGGCCAUGAGUGCUCCAAUGCCAGGUGAGAGCCUCGAAGGUCUGGAUCUGGGCCAAGUGUUUACCUGCCAGCGUGCUCAGGACCUGUCAGAACAGGCUGGCGCGCUGCAAGCCAAGGACCUACAGAUCGAAGCUUUGAGGCGGGAGUGCCACCUGCUACAGGCGCGCAUCGCCGCGGACCUUGGCAGCUCCUCGCAUCCUGAAGAGGGCGCCACCUGCGCGCAAUGGUGCAACAUCAGUGACUUGGACCGGCUUCAGCGUGAGUCUCAGCGGGAAGUGCUGCGCCUACAAAGACAGUUGACUCUACAUCAAAGUAAAGCUGGCGCCUGGGCGGACACCGGCAGCCCCAGCGCACCCUCGGAGAUAGCUCGGCACCAGGUGCAGGCGCUGGAACGCGAGCUGGGUUUACAGCGGCGGGAAUGUGAGGAACUGAGUGUUCAGGCAGCUGCUGCUGAGCGGCGCUACGAGGAGACAGAGGCACAACUGCAAGCCGCGCUGCAUAAGGGCGCCAGGCUGUCAGAGGAGAACGCGCGGUUGCAGGCCCUGGCCAACUGGAUGAAGAAAAUGGCAGAUGAGAACAGCAAUGUUUCCCGGCAGCAAAGUCACGCGAGGCAGAGGCAGGAACUCGAAGCCACUGGCCUGCUGGCUGAGCAGCUGCUGCAACAAGAGGGAUAUGCGCAAGACAGGCGGCAGCAGCUGCAGCAGUACCAGAAUAAAACCCCAAGUGACCUUAGGAUUUCUGGGAAAGAGAUGCAGGGGUUGCAGUUUCAGCCUGCCCACCCGUCAGAGUCAUCAGAGACCACCCAAGCUUCAGAGUCCCAAGUCAGAGAUAGCAGGAGACUGAAGUUCAAGACAAAAUCCGAAGAAUAUAUAUUGCCACUGCCUACCAGGGACAUACAACCUCCUGCUUGUCUGUCCCAGCAGGAGAACCCAGUUGCCCUUGGGGAGCCAGCUGCUGCCUCCCAAGUGUCAGACAGAAACCCAUCCAGUCAGUCUCUGGACUCCAAGCUCCAAGCCAAGAAAACCAGUUCACAGUCAAAUUCCUCCUCGGAGGUGGAGUCCAUGUGGGCGACAGUGCCAUCUUGCCUCUCUCUGGACAUGGACACAGCGAGUGAAGUGGAUGAUUUAGAACCAGACAGUAUGUCCACUCCCCUAGAAAUGAGGAGCCUCGAGGCUCCCGUUGUUCCAAAGCUCAAGAUCUUCCUGGCUAGAUACAGCCACAAUCCGUUUGAAGGGCCUAGUGAGCGUUCUCGUGACGAGCUGCCCCUCACAGCUGGGGAUUAUGUCUAUGUCUUUGGGGAUGUGGAUGAGGAUGGCUUCUACGAGGGGGAGCUUGUGAACGGACAGCGAGGGCUUGUCCCCUCCAACUUAGUGGAACCGAUUUCAGGAAGCCCUAUCCUGAGCCACCUCUUCCUCAAGUCCCCUGGUGCUGGUCCCGCUGCACUUCCAGCUGAGCACAGCAAAGCCUUGAAGAAAGGCAGCUUAUUACUUGGGGACGUACAGGAGAGAGGCCUAUGUCAGGCAGGAAGGGUGGACUCUAAGACAGAUAUGGCAGCAGAGAGUUUGAAAACCAAGACAGAAGCCUGCCGGCUGGGCUUGAAGUCAAGCAUGGAGGAGCAGAACUUCUCCAGACCCCUCCUGGAGGCCAAAGGAGCACUCUGUCUGGCCCCCAUGGAACUACAGCUGCAGAAUGUCACAGCCACCUCCGCCACUAUUACCUGGGCCUCUGGCAGCAAUAGAUACCCCCACGUGGUGUACCUUGAUGACGAAGAGCACAUCCUAACUCCCUCAGGUGUGAACCACUAUACCUUCCAAGGCCUACACCCUGGCACACGUUACCAGGUGAGGGUCGGGGUACAGCUACCCAGGGAUCUGUUACAGGUGCUCUGGGAAACAAUGUCCUCCACUGUAACCUUCGAUACACCUUUAGCAGGCCCCCCCGACCCUCCUCUGGACGUGCUGGUGGAGCACCAUGCUGCCUCUCCAGGUGUCCUAGUGGUCAGUUGGCUCCCUGUGACCAUAGACUCAGCUGGGUCCUCCAAUGGAGUGCAGGUCACCGGCUAUGCUGUGUAUGUGGAUGGCUUCAAGGUGACAGAAGUCGCCGACGCCACUGCUGGAAACACCUUGCUGGAAUUCUCUCAGCUGCAGCUUCCCCUGGGGUGCCAGAAGGUUUCAGUGAGGACCAUGUCGCUGUACGGCGAGUCUCUGGAUUCUGUGCCAGCUCAGAUCCCCGAGGACUGCUUCUCUUGUUACCCAUUCCUAGAGGCUCCACCCUUUAACUACACAGAUGGUGACCCUUUCCCUGUUUGUCACCAGAAGCUGGCACAAGCUUCUCUGGGUGCCAAGUCCAGUCCUCACGCCCCCGGAAGCUGUGGGGAGCCCCAGGCUAAGUUUCUAGAAGCAUUCUCUGAAGAACAACUGAGGAAGCAUUUAACGAUAUCCAGCCUAAGCUCAGAUGGGGCAAACAAGCAAGUCCAGGGGCCCACAGAGGCCUGGAAGGGCUAUGAGAAAGACCUGUCCUUUCAGAGGAGUCCCCAGAACCACAAGCCACCUCUGCUUUUUGGCCAGUCUGGGGUGGAGGAAGGACAUGCCCCACACAUAUGCAUUAGUGGGAGUCCUGCUCCAGGGUUCAUCCAUCUCUCCUCAGAGGUUGGACCUGGAAAGAUACUGUGUUGGGAGGAGCCUGGCCUUGAAAAAGCCCUUCUUCAAAAUCAAUAUGCCCAGAUGGUCCCGCAUCACCAGCAAGGCUCCAGCCAGUGCCAUACAGCUGACUUUCAUCACAUUUUUGAGGAGAAGGAAGCUCUGUGUUUGGAUUCUCGGUGCACAGAGAAGCCAGAGCAAAGAAAGAAGAAGUCCCAAAAUGGACAGAGACAAGGAACUCCAGGAAGCAAGAGAGAGUGCCAAUUUCAUGAGCCUACCUCAGUGUUAUGCCCAGCACCAACCAGCAAAAUCAUUAAGAUAGCAAGUGGUGGCUCUGACCAGCUGGAGACUGACGGGAACAGUCCAGUCAGGGUCUUCCUGGCCCUCUUUGACCAUAGCCCCCUGGCGAGAUCUGUCAACUCAGAAGCUACAGAAGAAGAGCUGUCCUUCCAGAAAGGGCAGUUGCUAAGAGUGUGGGGCUCCCGGGAUCACCAUGGCUUCUACCAUGGAGAGUGCAAUGGGCAAGUGGGCAAAAUCCCUGGGCACCUGGUAGUUGAGGUAGAGGUGGGCACACAACAGACUGAUGGGAGGUGGCUUUUGCCACCACAGGGGCAUCUGCAUUCCGAGGCUCAACGUGAAGACUUGGAGGGUCUAACCAACUCCCAGGGAUCUUACAUGCUUCAAGGGAACUCCAGAACACCCACACUGUGGACCCCAAAGACAAUGGUGGCGGCUCUGGACUAUGACCCCAGGGAUGGGAGAGCAGGGGUCCGGGCAAAGGGCAAGCUGGUAUUGAGAGCUGGAGAUGUAGUCACAGUUUAUGGGCCUGUGGAUGAUAAGGGAUUCUACUAUGGUGAGUAUGGUGGACACAGGGGCCUGGUCCCAGCCCACCUGCUGGAUGACUUGCCUGUCCAUGGAGAGUAAGCACGGCUCCCUUGUAGGGUAGUAGCCUCUGGCUGCCCACACCCCUUGGAAAGAGAAGCAAGCACAUGUAUCUUCACACAAUGCCCCUCCUCACUAGCCACCUUAAGCAACACUGGCUCCCGGCAACAUCACCUGAAACUGGUAACAGUCCUCAGAUGUCUUCUCAGUGUCCAACAGCAGCAGGACUUUAAGACCGAGUUGUUUCCAAAAGAAGAGUAAACCAGCCAACCCCUGAGAGUUUGAUAUUUCAAAGACAUGAAUAGCCAUGGUGGGUAUUAGAGAUGCCUUUUUCUGUGGUCAGUAUGUUUUCUUUUAGCAGGUUAACAUUAUCCAUCCAUUGCCGUGUAUGAAAGUCUCAAGAAAAUUUAAAAAGAAAAAGCAGU
Molecule: messenger RNA, 5225 nt
Organism: Rattus rattus (black rat)
Lineage: Eukaryota; Metazoa; Chordata; Mammalia; Rodentia; Muridae
Product: RIMS-binding protein 3
Exons: 1
Coding region: 1-4842 (1613 amino acids)
Biological process (GO): neuromuscular synaptic transmission; fertilization; spermatid development
Cellular component (GO): manchette; nucleus
Molecular function (GO): protein binding
Source: RefSeq, a predicted model, not a curated record